Messenger RNA from Exaiptasia diaphana, 3324 nucleotides. RefSeq lists its product as uncharacterized. The coding region runs from base 1 to 3324 and encodes 1107 amino acids. The transcript has 17 exons. Gene Ontology annotation, molecular function: protein binding. The record is from RefSeq and is a predicted model, not a curated record. NCBI's taxonomy places the organism in Eukaryota, Metazoa, Cnidaria, Anthozoa, Actiniaria, Aiptasiidae.
AUGAUGAUACCUCCUUCGUCYUUAGCCAAUCUAGUUUUAGGUUAUUUAAGGGAGGAAGGCCUGCAUGACACUGUUGAAGCAUUCUGCCAUGAAUGCAGUCAAACUAUUGAGGAAGAGAAAAGCAAUCCUUUGGUCGAACCUCCAAAUCUUAGAAUAAUUCUAGAAGAUCCACAAGGGAAAUUAUGUUAUCCUCUCUCAUCCUAUGCUAUCCCAUCCUAUGGUAUCUAUGCUGUGCCAUCCUAUACCAUGUUAUCCCAUCCCAUACUCUCCMAUGCUAUGAACUCCCAUAUCAUCCURUCCUGUCCCAUACCGUGCCAUUCYAUCCCAUCCCAUAUGUUUUCCUAUCCAAUCCCACCUUACGACAUACCAUGCCAUUCCCGUACCRUGCUAUCCCAAGCUGUCCUAUCUUCUCCCACGCUAUGCCAUCCCAUCCCAUGUUGUCCUAUCCUUCUCUAUGCCAUGCUACUCUGUUCUGUUCUCUCUAAGUCAUUAGUUCUAUUCACAGCAAACAACAGCAAUCCAGCRUCUGUCAUCCCAUCACUUUGGCGAAACCUUGAUGUAUURAUUGGACAGCUGAAGUAUCACACCAUACCACAACCAAAACCACUGAGUAUACAWCCACAGAAAGCSAAAAAGAAAAAAUUUUAUGAAAGGAUCCAACAGGACAAACCAGUAUCAAAUCCAUCCAACAGAAAUAAACCACGAACUCCUAGUACUUCUUCUACAAAUACCCAAAAGACAAGUGAUAAUGGRRUCCAACCURUGCAGUCGUUGGUUGUCACUGGUUUGCUUGCRCCAUCARGCUCCCCGUCAAAAUGGCAAUCUGUCAGACUUCAUGGAUCAAAUGUGCGCCAAGAAUCCUUAGCAAUAAAUACAGAUCAUCAAAGAUCUGUGGAGAUCACAAAGGAUCAUAUUGAAUCAACAGGAAUCAAUAGAGAUCAUUGCGAGUUAACAGAGAUUUGUUUAAAUACUGGAUCAACAGACAUUGUAAGGGAUCAAAAUGRAUCUUUGGAAACCACUAGUGAUCAACAAGGAAUAUCAUCUAGGAUCAUUAGGGAUCACCAGGAAUCUAUAGGGAUCACUAAUAACCCCGAGGGAUCACUAAAUGUUGCUAGGGAAGAUCAUGGAACACUAGAUAAUGGAUCAGAAGUUAUUGCARGGGGUCAUUAUGGGAUCACAAGGGAUCAAAAUGGAUCAGUGGUACACAAUACUGAUCAGGGAUCACUUUGCUCAACAAGUAAACAAUCUUCCUUGGAACCCAUAUCAAUUAUGUCACUUUCUAACUCAACUGUUGAUGGAGGUGGUGCAAAUAUCGAAAGCAGUGAGGUCCCUUGUAUCACAAUAGAUGAGUCACAAGAAGAAAGUACAUUUGAAGUCGAUGACACAGGUCAAGCUGAACAAAUGUCUGGAGUAACAGCUACAAAUGAAAUGUUGGAUUUUUCUUUUAAAUCUCCCAAGAGAAAAGGGAAUACACCAAAGAAAAGACAUGUUACCAAACCCUCCCCUGCUAAGGUUGUUCCCCAAGAUUCGUACCCUGUAGAGCUUGUGGAACUGCAACAACUUCUUGAUGGCGAAAAAGUAGCUGAUGCUGCCAUGCCRUUUCUGUUAGAUACCUUCUUAAAUACUCCUAUGCUACAAGAAAAACUGGCUGAAAAUAUAAAUAAAGUUGUUGGAAGUAGUUCUAAGGCAAGUGAAGUAACAGAAGAAGUCAUCAUAGAGGGUACAGAGAAACCAUCAACAUCUACCGAAGACAACAGCAAUGAUGAUCAGCAUCUUGAGAUUCCAGUGGAUGAUAUUUUGAGUUUGCUGGAAGCUGAUCCUGUCUUUGAAUCCUUACUUUCUAUUCUUGGAAAUGAUGGAACAAAGACAAGUCCUAACAAAGAAACUCAAACCUUCCCACAAGGCUCAAGUUCAUCUGGCACAGUACCACCACCUAGUACUGAAAAUUAUACAUCCAAUCCAGACAGCCAAUCAGCAACUUCACAGGCCACAGAGUCUCUUCUUCUGUUAUCAAACAGCCCCCCAAAGAUGUCAACUUCAACCACAUUAGUUCCUGCUUCAAAGACUUCAGCAGUUCCACUGAAACCCUUGACUCCUGAAAAAUACAGCCAACAGACUAGGCAUAAUACUACAACAGUUGUUGGACUGAGGCAGUCAGAGGACACUGAAGUCCAUGUUAGAGCUCUUAAGUUCUCUAGAGAUGUAACACCUAAAGGAUCGAACGACAAGCUUAAAAAGAUACCAAUUUCGAAGCCAGUAAGGAAAAACAUGACAACUGCCUCCAAGAGGAACCGAGUUUCUAAAAAACACAAGAAAAAGAAAGGAGCAAUGGUACCAAAYAGAAAAUUGCUGUUGCCAAGUAACCCUGUACCAACUGAACAACCAGCAGUUAAAUUGCUUCAGAGUUUAGCAUCAUCACACGCUUCAGCUUCAUCUACGUUAGUCAAUGAGUCUGCAGUGAAUGGUAGAAAUGGGAAUGGGAUUAAAAAAACGGGAGGUACUAUGCUUCAAGUGUUGCAAGAUGCAGCUGCAAUGGAAAAGGUGCAAGAAGAAGCACAGGGAACCCAUCAAAUCAACAAUCAAUCUCUAUUAUCUCCUCCUGUUGUCACACAACAAUUACUUGCACCAAACCCACCAGUCAUGAAUUUUCCUGGUGGAGCCACCUUAAYGGGAAACAUGCCGCCRCUAUGCCUUCCUUCARGUCUGCAAUUGAUGCAAAAASAUGCCAACAAGAUUAACAUUGCURGUGGUCUUACACAACAUGGAAAUAUUCCUAUUACACUAACUAUGGGGAAGGAUAAUUCAAUGUUUUAUUCUCAGACACAAAGUACUUGUAUUCCUCAACCACUACCGAUUACUUCCCCUGCAACCACWCUGACAGAUUUGAGUGAUUUAUCAUCAGCUCAAAAUUCUUCUCUGUAUAGUUUUGUUCCGAGUUUCCAACCAUCAGGUUUUYUGCAYCAAACAACUAGUGUUAUGAACACACUGYCAYAUCCUUCGCAAGUUGGUCGUAAAGAAAUGACUCAGGCAGUAGCUUCUCCAUCUAUUCUGUCAUCUAACAAUUCACCRGCYRAUAUUGUAAGUGSAGUUUCAGAGGGUGAASGRAUAAGASUUUCCAAACAAGCUCRACAUUUAACMAACUCUAUUAUCCUCUUGUUUGUGGACAAGGUCAAAACCAAGCUUCAUUAUCRAACACUUCUAUUAGCCAACAAGCUGCUACUUUGUCCAGUCAGUUACCUGGCARUCCUGAUGAAAGYGUUAGACUCUUUAGYAKACUUUCUGGAAAUGUUUCAGAACAAAAUCACAAAAGAGUUCCAGUUUUAA